UAUUGAAUUAUAAUUAACUAAUGAUGUGAACACUUUUCCAAGAUGUUUCAACAAUCACAAUUAAACCGUUAAUUAUUACGAUUUGAGUGAUGAUUGUUUAAUCUAAUCUUAUAACCAGAUUAAUUGUGUUAUCCAUUUGCCACUAAUUAGCCUAAUUUGAUAUUUACUGAUCAAGAUAAUUGCCAAACUAAUGUUUUCAUUGCCAAUAUGUAUUAUUAAUAAUCGAGUUGAAUAGUUAAUUGUUGUUGACUGUUUGCCUUUCGUGAACCUUUUUGAUUGUAAAUUGCGGGUGUUUUAGUGAAUUAGUGUUUUUCUCAUGUUAAUUACUAACAAUUAGUUGAUCAUGUCUUCAGAUAUUGUCUCAUUCACCAAAGAUUUCAUUGUAGGCGGUGUAUCAGCAACCAUUGCAAAAACAAUCAUCGCACCAAUUGAACGGAUUAAGUUAAUCUUACAAGUUCAACAUGGAUCUGAACAGAUAACCAAAAGUCAACGAUACAAAGGUAUUAUCGAUGCGGCCACUAGAAUACCUGCCGAACAAGGAUUUCUCAGUCUAUGGCGAGGAAACUUGACCAAUAUCUUUCGAUAUUUUCCAACUCAGGCCUUUAAUUUCGCGUUCAAGGAUAAGUACAAAACGAUAUUUCUUCAUGAUAUUGACAAGGACAAACAACUAUGGAGAUUUUUCUUGGGUAAUUUAGCCGCUGGUGGAGCUGCUGGUGCGACUUCAGCGCUGAUAGUUCACCCGCUUGACUAUGCCCGAACUCGCUUAUCGGUGGACAUUGGUCGAACCGAGUCAGAGCGUUUAUAUAAAGGUCUCUACGAUGUAAUGUCACAAACCGUCAAGUCCGAUGGACUUUCUGGUCUCUACAGAGGUUUAAACGCAUCUCUAACAGGAACAAUGAUUUAUCGAUCAGCUUAUUUUGGCCUCUAUGAUACCGGUAAAAGUAUCAUCAGUGAAACGGGCAAGCCUUCAAUCAUUGUAACCUGGAUGGUGGCCCAAGCGGCAGAAACUUUUUCCGGUAUAAUGACCUACCCACUCGAUACGGUCAAACGACGGAUGAUGAUGCAAAAUGGCCUCGAAGGCUCUCGAAACAUGUACAAAAACACAGUCCACUGUUGGACGCAAAUGUACAAACUCGAAGGAGCAAAGGCCUUUUAUCGAGGUGCUCUCACCAAUAUGAUCAGGGGCACGGGGGCAGCGCUUGUCCUGGUCCUUUAUGAUGAGAUUCAAGUGAUCGUAGUCAAAUAAAAUUCAUCGGCUUUUGUUUUAAUUGUUCACAAUCAA
Molecule: messenger RNA, 1282 nt
Organism: Panonychus citri (citrus red mite)
Lineage: Eukaryota; Metazoa; Arthropoda; Arachnida; Trombidiformes; Tetranychidae
Product: ADP/ATP translocase 3-like
Exons: 3
Coding region: 344-1246 (300 amino acids)
Biological process (GO): mitochondrial ATP transmembrane transport; mitochondrial ADP transmembrane transport
Cellular component (GO): mitochondrial inner membrane
Molecular function (GO): ATP:ADP antiporter activity
Source: RefSeq, a predicted model, not a curated record